UCAGGAUAUACACACACACACCCCAAGCAUUUAUAGGAAACAGCAAAAGACAUGGCAAUGAGAGCGCUUGCCUUACUGGCCGUCAUCGGCCUUGUUGCCGGCGACGGACUGCGUCUGCCAGACCAGCAGUCGUCCAACAACAUACAGCAGAUAUAUGCGCCGCAGCCGCAACAACAGCAACAUCAGCAGCAGACGCUGCAGUUUCAACAAUCGCAACCGCAACAGGCCGGCCAGCCGGGUGUAGGCGAGGAGCGAGGACGCUCCUCCAUUCUGAGCAUCUUCGGGCUGGGCAAUGACAAUGAUCCCUAUUUGGCACGCACGAACAGCAACUGCUUGGGUGGCGAUCUUUCCGAGUGCUUCAAGACCCAGGCACUCAACACAUUCGAUGAGAUUUUCUACAAGGAUCAGUAUCGUCUCUCCGACUUUGCACGAGUUGUGCGUCUGCCGGAGACUCAGCAACGUUCACUGCUGCAGGAGCCUUUUGAGUACUCCGAGGAACCUCGCUCCGAAGACGACGACUGGAAUCUGCUCGUGAAAUAUGCCCUUCGUCGUGCCGAACGCUUCAUCAAGUCAACUGCUUUGGAGGUGGAGUGGCCAGAGGAGCUAACUGAGGCGGGUCGCUAUGAGGCACGCUUCAUAGGCAAUGACAUCGAUAGUGAAUUGGAUGUUGUGGAAAACCAGCGUGCCGGACACUUCUCACGCAAGAAGCUUAAGAAGCUCGUACUUCCGCUAUUGUUGGUGCUGAAGAUCUUCAAGCUGAAGCUGCUGCUCUUCCUGCCCUUCAUUCUGGGUAUUGCGGGUCUCAAGAAGAUACUUGGCUUGGCUGCCAUCAUUCUGCCCGGACUCUUUGCCUACUUCAAGCUGUGCCGUCCACCAGGCGGCAUUGGCGGUGCCUUUGGCGGUGGCCUGUCUGGCCUCUUUGGUAGCAAGAACACCUUCCCCGAGUACACGCCCCAAGGCGUAGGCGCUGCCACCUACUAUCAUCAUCAUGAGCACUACGAGGGCGGUCAAGGCGGUCAUGGAGGACCUUACUAUCGUCAGGAGCCAACCUUUGCCAAACCCUACAGCGACUACUACAGCAAAAGCAAUCUGGGCCAGCCCCAGCCGCAAGUAGGUGGCAACUCUAUUAGCUUCGGCGAUGCACAGGAAGCAGCCUACAAUGGUUACUACGGCCGUAACACUGGCAAGGACAUUGCUGCCGAGUCGCCGACACAGCAGCAAAAGAGUUAAGGAUGAAGGUCAACACUAGUCGUACCAUGCUAGGUCUUUGUUAUUGCAUUCCUAUAAGCAUAUUUAUUUCGCUAACUGUAAAUAAAAGCUCAAUGUUAAGUUCAAA
Messenger RNA from Drosophila innubila, 1336 nucleotides. RefSeq lists its product as uncharacterized. The transcript has 5 exons. The record is from RefSeq and is a predicted model, not a curated record. Lineage: Eukaryota; Metazoa; Arthropoda; Insecta; Diptera; Drosophilidae. Bases 52 to 1230 code for a protein of 392 amino acids.